Nematostella vectensis (starlet sea anemone) is the source of this 3102-nucleotide messenger RNA. RefSeq names its product vacuolar protein sorting-associated protein 35. The transcript has 17 exons. Gene Ontology annotation, biological process: retrograde transport, endosome to Golgi; intracellular protein transport. The coding region runs from base 115 to 2508 and encodes 797 amino acids. The record is from RefSeq and is a predicted model, not a curated record. Gene Ontology annotation, cellular component: retromer, cargo-selective complex; retromer complex; late endosome. NCBI's taxonomy places the organism in Eukaryota, Metazoa, Cnidaria, Anthozoa, Actiniaria, Edwardsiidae.
CGAACACUUAUCGACUAAAAGAGGGAGCCCCGGGGAUUUGGCGGGAGGGAGUGGAUCCCAGUAGAUCACGUGCCCUGAACUGCAGUUGAGGAAACAACCACCGCACCGAGCAAUAUGCCAACAGUUCAGCAGACCUCGACAGAAGACCAGGAAAAACUCCUCGAUGAGGCGAUCCAAGUCGUCAAGUCACAGUCGUUUCAAAUGAAACGCUGUCUGGAUAAAGGCAAGCUAAUGGACGGGCUGAAGCAUGCUUCAAACAUGCUUAGUGAGCUCAGAACUUCUCUGCUUUCGCCAAAAAGUUACUACGAGCUGUACAUGGCAAUAUCUGAUGAGCUUCGCCAUCUAGAGCUCCAUCUCGUAGAUGAGUUCCAGAAAGGUCGCAAGGUCUCUGACUUGUACGAACUGGUCCAGUAUGCUGGCAACAUCGUGCCAAGAUUAUACCUGUUAAUCACAGUAGGUAUUGUAUACAUCAAAGCAAAAGAGGCUCCCAGGAAAGACAUCCUAAAAGACUUGGUGGAGAUGUGCAGGGGAGUACAACACCCACUAAGGGGACUCUUCCUUAGAAAUUACCUGCUGCAGUCGACUCGUAACAUGCUUCCUGACAUAAAUGAUGACAAUGAAGACCGGCCUGAGCAUGAUGGCUCUGUAAAAGACUCAAUUGACUUUGUCCUGCUGAACUUCUCUGAGAUGAACAAGCUCUGGGUGCGCAUUCAGCACCAGGGGCACUCUAGGGAGCGUCAGAAGAGGGAGCGUGAACGACAGGAGCUCAGGAUUCUUGUGGGCACAAACCUUGUUCGUCUGAGCCAGCUGGAGGGAGUCACGUCAGAUGUUUAUAAAAAGCUUGUCCUACCAGGCAUUCUGGAACAGACCAUCAACUGCAAAGACCCAAUUGCUCAGGAAUAUCUUAUGGAGUGCAUCAUCCAGGUGUUUCCAGAUGAAUAUCACUUACAGACGAUCACCCAGUUCCUGUCAAGCUGUACCGAGCUUCACCCUGCUGUCAACAUCAAGAACAUCAUCAUCAGUCUGAUAGACAGACUUGCACUGUUUGCCAACAGAGAUGAUGGCGGCAUUCCCACAGAUAUCAAACUAUUUGACCUCAUGUCCGAACAGGUCUCUAAGGUCAUUCAGAUGAGGACAGACAUGGCAACAGAAGAUAAAGUCUCCCUACAAGUCUCCCUUGUCAACCUGGCAUUAAAAUGUUACCCUGACCGAGUGGACUAUGUAGAUAAAGUGCUGGAGUAUACAUCAGAACUCUUUAGUAAACUCGAAAUAGAAAGCAUUGACAAGAGCAAUCCUAUAUCCAAAGAGUUAACAAGACUACUCAAGAACCCAAUCGACUCGUACAACAACGUGCUAACCCUGUUAGAGCUGAAGUUUUUCAUUCCAAUGUUCAAUUACUUUGACUUUACGACGAGAAAAGAAAUGUCGCUGUAUGUUGUCAGUAAUGCUGUAGAGAGUGAAGUUGUCAUCCCUACCCAAGAACAGGUUGAUACAUUGCUUACAUUAGUAUCCACACUCGUAGCAGAUCAGGAGGACCAACCCUCAGAACCGACUGAUCCUGAAGACUUUGCAGAGGAACAGCAUAUGAUGGGCAAGUUCCUGACACUGAUGAAAUCCGACAAUGCAGACCAGCAAUACCUUAUCCUAAACACAGCAAGAAAACAUUUUGGUAGUGGCGGCGAGAAGAGGAUAAAGUUCACCCUCCCCCCAAUAGUAUUCAGUGCAUAUCAACUGGCUUUUCAGUAUGGGAAUGCAAAAGAGGAGGAUGACAAAUGGGACAAGAAAUGCCAAAAGAUAUUCCAGUUUUGUCAUCAGACCAUCACAGCCCUAGCCAAGGCAGAGUACGCUGAACUCUCGUUGAGACUCUUUCUCCAGGGAGCCAUGGCGGCCGGUAAGGUGGGCUUCUCUACCUCCGAGACAGUCGCCUACGAGUUCAUGAGCCAGGCAUUUUCGAUAUAUGAAGACGAGAUAAGUGACUCCAAAUCUCAGCUAGCUGCCAUCACUCUUAUCAUUUGUACAUUCGAACAAAUGAGCUGCUUCGGCGAGGAAAACCACGAGCCUCUGAGGACACAGUGUGCACUUGCCGCCUCUAAGCUUCUCAAGAAACCCGACCAGUGCCGCGCGGUCGCUGUCUGCUCACAUCUCUUCUGGUCGGGAAAGAGCAAAGAUAUCGAGGGUGGAGAGUGUCACGAUGGCAAACGCGUCAUGGAGUGCUUGAAAAAGGCCGUUCGUAUCGCUAAUCAGUGCAUGGACGCCACUGUACAAGUACAACUUUUCGUCGAGAUUCUGAACUGUUAUCUGUAUUACUACGAGCGCAACACCGACACGGUUACGGCGACUAUACUGAACCAAUUAUUAGACAAAAUCCGCGAGGACUUACCUGGCCUUGAGUCGAACGAAGAGACAGAGCAGAUCAGCAAGCACUUCAAGAAUACGAUAUCCCACAUGGAAGCGAAGAAACAGAGCAAAGAGGAAGACGCUCCCAGCUACGAGGGGAUUAACAUAUAGCACUAACUCCACCGGAAACUACGGCUACCUUGCAAUCGGCAAUCUACGGCAAUUGAAGGAUAAUGGCAACCGAAGAACCCGGACCUUAUGGAAGCUAGAGGGCGUGUAUUCAUAGCUGCUUUAAAACUGUAGGACCCAUGUCAACCUUCGGACCUUGCAUCUGUGCGGAAUACGGUAUUCCACGACAACCAUAUUAACCUUGGCUCCACGUUAACCAUCAAAGUUACAGCUCAGGAAUGGAAGAAAACAAUAUUGCAUCCACCCUAUAGCCUUGCUCUGAAGAUGUUUCAUGGCGACCAAAGAAGGUCUAACAACGGUUUGGUAGCAAGCCGUGGCAACGUUAAAAAUAAAAGAAAAACUCUCUCUUGCUUCCUUGCAAUCUUAUUUUUUUUCUUUCUCAUACCGGUCGUCGUAUUUCAUUAUAGAGCAUAGAAUAUUGAAGUCGUAUAGUAUUGCAGGGUAAUGAUAAAUACCUGAAUGUUGUCCUAGUUUUGAAAGCCAGUAUUGAAUGUAUUCAGGUAUUUCUUGGAUUUAUCGGGACUCCUAAAAAUUGUGAAUAUUUCUAUAAUAGAAUAAAUAGGCUUACAAAGAAAA